AUGGGAUCCCUUGACUCUAAAACCCUUGUUCUUAUCACGGGUGCCAAUACUGGCCUAGGAUUUGAAGUAGCAAAAGUUCUCUUUGCCCGCCCAGAUCCCUACCACAUCCUCAUCGGAUGCCGGGGUGCCAUCAGUCGCGCAAGCGACGCCAUAUCCAAGUUGAAGCAACUUUCGCCCAGCAGCUCAUCCACCGCGGAGCCACUAUCCAUUGACAUCACGUCGGAGGAGUCCAUAGCUACAGCUUUCAAGCAAGUCGAGGAGAAAUUCGGCCAUGUCGACAUCCUGGUGAACAACGCUGGCCUCGCCCUAGACACAGCGGUCACCUCGGGCCAACUCAGCGUGCGCGAAGGCUGGAACCAGACAUACAACGUCAACGUCACCGGCACCCACCUCUUCACCUCCACCUUCGCGCCCCUCCUGCUCGCCUCCCAGGCCCCGACCCGUCGCCUGGUCUUCAUCACCAGCGGCCUGUCGUCCAUCACCGAGCACGCAGGCGGCAUGAGCCCGCGCUACGCCCUCGCGCCGGCGGGCUGGCCCAAGCCGGACACCCUGUGGCUCCCGUACCGCGUGAGCAAGGCCGCGAUGAACAUGCUGGCGACCGAGUGGGCGCGCCUGCUGCGCACCGACGGGGUGGCUGUGUUCAACGUGUCGCCGGGGUUUCUGAACACUGGGCUGGGAGAUAACCGGGCCACGGGCGAGUGGAGGGACAAGAGUGUCAUGGGGGCGAUGGAUCCGGCCGUUGGGGCCGCGUUCUGUGCGGAUGUUAUUGAGGGGAAGAGGGAUGAGCAGGCUUGGCCUCCGAAGGUGAUCCGGAAGGACGAGGUGCAGCCGUGGUAA
Messenger RNA from Aspergillus thermomutatus, 837 nucleotides. RefSeq lists its product as uncharacterized. NCBI's taxonomy places the organism in Eukaryota, Fungi, Ascomycota, Eurotiomycetes, Eurotiales, Aspergillaceae. The coding region runs from base 1 to 837 and encodes 278 amino acids. The record is from RefSeq and is a predicted model, not a curated record. The transcript is spliced from 3 exons.